Messenger RNA from Metarhizium album ARSEF 1941, 1272 nucleotides. RefSeq names its product Pyridoxal phosphate-dependent transferase, major domain protein. NCBI's taxonomy places the organism in Eukaryota, Fungi, Ascomycota, Sordariomycetes, Hypocreales, Clavicipitaceae. The record is from RefSeq and is a predicted model, not a curated record. Gene Ontology annotation, biological process: biosynthetic process. Gene Ontology annotation, molecular function: L-kynurenine:2-oxoglutarate transaminase activity; pyridoxal phosphate binding. Gene Ontology annotation, cellular component: cytoplasm; mitochondrion. The coding region runs from base 1 to 1272 and encodes 423 amino acids. The transcript has 6 exons.
AUGGAAGGCAGCAGCAAAAUUAAACCCGCAGCAAGGGUAUCUAGCCAGAAGCAAGACGUCUGGUCAAUCAUCAACGAAGCAGCAGCCGCUUCCCCCCGACAGCCCAUCGUAAACAUGGGCCAAGGCUUUUUCGGCUACAACCCCCCCGACUUCAUCCUCGAUGCUGCCAAGGACGCGCUUGAUCGCGUUGAGUGCAACCAGUAUUCGCCUACCAAGGGCCGGCCGCGGCUCAAAAAGGCUAUUGCAGAUGCGUACUCACCCUUCUGGGGUCGCAGGAUUGACCCGGAGACGGAGAUUACUAUCACCACAGGUGCCAAUGAGGGCAUGUUGAGUGCGUUCAUGGCCUUCAUCGAACCUGGCGAUGAGGUCAUCAUCUUUGAACCGUUCUUCGACCAGUACAUAAGUAACAUUGAAAUGCCCGGCGGCAAAAUUGUCUACGUGCCCAUGCACCCCCCCAAAACAGGUGCAAUCAAGACCUCGUCCGCCGCAGAUUGGACUAUUGAUUUUGCCGAGCUGGAGAAGGCUAUCACACCGCGGACCAAGAUGAUUGUCCUGAACACACCUCACAACCCUGUUGGCAAAGUAUACUCGCGCAAUGAGCUUCAGAAAAUAGGCGACUUGUGUGUCAAGAACGAAAUCAUCAUUCUAUCAGACGAAGUAUACGACCGCCUGUACUAUGUGCCGUUUACACGAAUGACCACUUUGUCCCCUGAGAUUGAGAAAUUGACCAUCACGGUCGGAUCUGCGGGCAAGAACUUUUACGCAACAGGUUGGCGAGUCGGUUGGCUCAUGGGACCCCCAAAUCUCAUCAAAUACGUCUCGGCAGCCCACACGCGCAUCUGUUACUCGUCCGUCUCGCCUCUUCAGGAGGCAUGUGCCGUGGGCUUUGAAAUGGCCGAGUCGAAGGGUUUCUGGACCAAAUCCAUCACCGAAAUGAAGUCCAAAAUGGACCGCUUCAACGAGAUCUGGGCCGAGCUCGACUUGCCUUACUCCGAGCCCGAGGGCGGCUACUUCGUGCUCGUUAAUAUGAAAAAGGUCAAGGUGCCCGCCAACUACCCUUUCCCCGAACAUGUUGCGAGCAGACCGCGGGAUUUUAAGCUUGCGUGGUUUUUGAUCUGGGAGGUAGGUGUAGCGGCGAUCCCACCAACCGAGUUUUACACGGAUGCGAAUGCGUACUUGGCGGAGGAUUAUGUGAGGUUUGCCGUUUGCAAGGAUGAUGAGGUAUUGGACGAGGCGAAGAGGAGAUUAAGGGGGUUGAAGAAGUAUAUGUAG